Molecule: messenger RNA, 845 nt
Organism: Rhizophagus irregularis DAOM 181602=DAOM 197198
Lineage: Eukaryota; Fungi; Glomeromycota; Glomeromycetes; Glomerales; Glomeraceae
Source: RefSeq, a predicted model, not a curated record
AUGUUGUAUCAAAUAAUGUCUGGACUUUGUUUGAUACAUGAACAAAACCUUAUUCAUUGUGAUUUUCAUGAUGGUAAUAUUUUAAAUCAUAAUGAAAGUAAAAUUUAUAUUAGUGAUUUAGGAUUAUGUCAACCUGUAAAAUCGUUUGUGGAAAAGUAUGAUAUUUAUGGUGUUAUACCAUUUAUGGCUCCUGAAGUUUUAAGAGGCAAACCUUAUACUCCAGCUAGUGAUAUAUAUAGUUUUUCUAUGAUUAUGUGGGAAUUUACAUCUGGAAUACCACCAUUUAAUAAUAGAGCACAUGAUAUUCAACUUAGUUUAAGUAUUUGUAAAGGUGAACGUCCUGAAAUUAUUGAAAAUACUCCACAAUGUUAUGUAGAUUUGAUGAAAAAAUGUUGGAAUGAGGAUCCAUUAGAGAGGCCAUCUUCUAAAGAAGUUUUAGAUAUUAUUGGAAAAUGGAUUUUCCUUCCUUAUGGUAAUACAAUUAGUGAAGAAUUAAAAUGCAAUGUUAUGGAAUUUGUAAAUGCAACAAUUGGACAUAACAAUCUUGUUACUGAAUCACAUCCACAAGCAUGUUAUACAAGUCGCUUACUUGGUUUUACUAGUAAAAAAUUGAAUGAAAUUCUUGAAAGUAAAGAUUCACAAACUAGUGUAAAAGCAAAUGAAAUGCUAGUAAGUGAAGCUGAAGAUUUGAAUGAUUAUAUAAUUAAAGAUCUGGGGUCAUUAGAUGAAAAUUAGAUAAUUAUUUAUUAUUUUAAAAAAGAUUUAUCUUUUUUCUUUAUAAGUGAUAUUUGAUAUCAUGCAUUCAACAGAAAUUGUUUUUCAUUUUAUUCUUUUUAAAAUUAUUU